Messenger RNA from Eurytemora carolleeae, 1677 nucleotides. RefSeq lists its product as uncharacterized. Lineage: Eukaryota; Metazoa; Arthropoda; Copepoda; Calanoida; Temoridae. The coding region runs from base 46 to 1434 and encodes 462 amino acids. The record is from RefSeq and is a predicted model, not a curated record. The transcript has 4 exons.
AUCAGUAUACAGGUCUCCACUGGCGUAGAAGUCAGUCAGCAAGUAAUGGACAAACUGCUACUUUAUGCCCUUUUGGGCUGUACACUUGUUGCCGCUGGAGCUGGCAUGGAUGAAAAUCUUGAAAACAGUGUACUGUCCGAGGUGGAAGGAGAAGCGAGCUUGAGCAGGGAUAUCAGAGCUCCAAGAGAAAAAGAUAAUACAGUUAAUGAUAAUGAUGCUGCAAGGGAAAAGAAAGAAAGUAAGCUAGGAAGAAUUCGCAACAGGAAACAAAAUUUAGAUAAGUCAAAGAAAAAGAAGAAAAUAGAAAAGGAAAAGAUCAAGCAUAAAAAGAAACAGAUCAGAAGACAAAGAAGGAGAAAGAGUAAAAAAUCUCAGCAGUUAGUCUCCACAAGGCAGACAACUUGUACCUCUGAUGCUGCAUGUUUAGAAUUAGCUGUUAAAUACAUGAAGCAGGUUAAGGACAAUGUCAAAAAUUUUAAUGCGCAGAAAUCCAGAAUUGAGAAAUUUCUAAGUCUUGGUUCAUCAAAAGCAGGCAAAAAGGGUGAAUUUGACUUAGAUCUUUCCUGGUUAAAAGAAGCUGGGGGUGGAAAUGCAUCUGCACUAAAAUGCCAAAAUGCCAGUGCAGGAGAAGCAGCGAUAAAGGAAGCUAUAGCAAAUUUAGCUAGUUGCCCGGAGACUAUAAAAGCAGCAUGUGAAACAAAUAGGCCAGCCUACGAUAAAGCAGCAGCUGACGACUGUGCUGCAAAAAUGAGUGCACUUGUUACCGCAGUAGAUAAAUGUUUCCCUUCUGGAGGUUGUACCUGCUGGAUAGCUGCAGAUAUUAAAGCAGCUUCAGACGCAAUUGCAAACUGUUCAUUAGUUGCUAGCAACGGAGACUUCACCAAAUUUAAGAACAACUGUACUAGCAGCUUCUCAGCAUGCAGACAAGUACAAGAUAAGUCCUCUUCUAUUAUGUUUGCCUGCAAUGGUGGAAGUACUCCUGAAAAACUCAUUGCCAAGUUGAAAACUAUUACUGAUAAUAAAGCUGCUCUGGAAGGUCUUAAGACAGAUGCAACUGCACAGUCAAAUAAAAACAGGAUAAAGCGGGCAGCAUCUUGCGGAGAUUUUAUAAGAAAUUGCAACAAAGUUGCAGAAUUGGCGAAAGAGUCUAUAUCAAACCCAACUAUUAGUUCAACCAUUGCUGCAAUCAGAGCUGACUUACCUACAACUUGCACAGCUGAUGAGAAAGCUAUUCUAGCAGGGACAGUUUUAACAGCAUUGACCUCUGCUGUAGCAAUAGCUGAUGUUGCAAUAGCUCAGAUUCAAAAUGAUAUCUCAGUUUUAACUGGAACAACUGCUUCAAGUGGAGUAAUAUCUGCUGCAACAACAGCAGCUUCAACUGCUACCAAGGCUCCUGUCGGAAAAAGAAUUCUACGAAGUUUGUUUAAACACUAGACGCUAUAGAUGACUAAACAACAAGCUUGAACAAUUUAAUAAUCUUCUAACUAAACCAUCUGUAAUAUGUAACAAGAAAACGAAUAAUGCUAGUAAAAAGAUAUGUAUGAGUACACUAAAACUACUAGACGUAAACCACAUGCCGACAAACACUGACAAAUGACUCAUUAGUUUUUAAGGAUACUUUCUUAAUCGUAAUUCUGCCCUAGUUUAUAUUAUAUAUUGAAUAAACUCUGCAUUCAA